GCCACCAUAAAUUAAUUGUGACUUUUUUUCGUGACUUUUUUUCUGUGACUUUUUUUCCUGUAACUUUAUUACCGGCCACCCCUUUAAGGAAAUAGCAAAUUCAACAGGACUUGAGAAAAAUGUGGAUAAGACCAAUACAAUGAUCAAGCGGUUAAAGAGUCGACCAGUGGUGAAGAGGAUAAAAGUAAAAUCAUGUAGUUCUUCACAAAUGGAGAGAAGAAAGGAAUAAUUUUACACUUAUCAUGCAAGCAUGAUAUAGUAUCUGCUAUAAUGGGGGAUACUGGAGUGAACGGACUCUUAGAUAUGAUAGACAAUAAUGGUGUUAAUGGUGAGGUGGUUGUUGUUGUGGAGGGGAUGGAAAUGGAAGAUGAAGCUGUUAUGGUUUACACAUCAGAAACUGGAACUACCGUUUACAGAAAUUUCUCUUGUCAAACAGAUUUUACAACACAUAUUGGAGCGAGUAUCCCUGUUCUCUUCUGUGGAUUGUUUUCUCCAUCUUGUGAUGCUGAAACACAAUGUGACAUUCCUCCUCUGAAAGUGAAUGUUUCUGUUUGUACAUAUGGUAGUAAAAAGGUUAAUUCAGCAAUAAGAUGUGCAACUGAGAAAAUAAGAAAAUAUCCCCUUGCUAGUCCUGUUGAACCCAAAGAGUCUGUCAAGGAAAAAACUGAUCUUCAGCAACAAACUAUUGAGGAAGUGAUACGUAAGGUGCCAGCCGUUGAUGGUAAUGAUAGCGACAUUUCAUUGUUUAACAGUGACACUGAUACGUGUAUAUUGUUUAACAGUGACACUGAUAUAAAGGAGAUGGCUGAAUGUGCUGCUGCAGUUUCUACACAAUAUACACAACAUUCACAUCUGAAACAAAGAAAACAGAAGAAGCCACGCAAAGAUGAUGAUUUUAAUUGGGGAAUUGAUACUGGCUCUUGUGGUGAAGCAAAAAAGAAGCCAAGAAAGAGAACAAAGAAGCCAAAGGCUGACGAAAAUUUUAAUGGUGUAAUAUUUGACCCCAGAAAAGGUAGCAGUAAAAAAAAGGACAUUCGUGAAACAUGUGAUAAAAAUUCCCCCACUGAAAAUUUUGACCGGGCUCUCGUACCUUUUAAAUAUAGAGAGAAGACGGGUAAGAACAGUGAGCUGGGAACACGAGAUGUAAUAGUUAGUAAGGAGGAGGACCAGACAGAAGAAUGUUAUAGUGAUUGGAUUACUGAUGAUGAAGUUGAUGAUGAUGAAAGUGAUUCUGGAAAACCUGCGUUUAAUCAAGGUAACCGCACGUGUUCACAUUGUACGUUGACAUUUAACUCGCCCUUGUUACUUCUAGAACAUUUAGAAGGUAAUCAUGCAGCCCAUGUUUGUAGUAUAUGUGGGUUUACAACUACACUUAAGCAUAGAUUAAAAAGGCAUAUAGUGAAACAUUCAAAGGAAAGAGCAUUUGUGUGUGAUAUUUGUGGUAAGCAGUACUCUCACAAGCAAUAUUUAAGGGGACAUAUUUCUCGUGCACAUAGUGAUUAUGACCAUGGGAACAGAUACCCAUUUAACUGUCGGCAUUGCAAAAGACUUUAUCACAGUGAGGCAAACUUGAUCAGACAUCAAAAACAAGAAAGUGGCCCCUGUGAAGUUUGUGGAGUUAUGUUAAAAUGCAGUGGUCUUUUGUGGCAUCAUAAGAGGGACCAUUUUUCUCAGUGUGAGAUAUGCAAAAAAGGAUUUCAGUCUAGGAAUACAUUACUCUUGCAUAAAAGUACAACGCAUAAAAAAAAAACUAUUCAGUGUCCAAUCUGCCCAAAGAAAUUUGCCUUUCAAUCUUAUUUGAAUACUCACCUUGCAAAUGCCCAUAAAGAGGGUUCCCUGCAAUAUAAAUGUCCUGAUUGUAGUUUUUGUACUAGAUCAAAGUCUUACCUAACAUCUCAUCAGAGUAGAAUGCAUAAGCGUCCACUGAAAUUCUACUCUUGUGGCUUCUGUAAAAAAGAUUUUAGGAGCAAUUCUCGUCUAGUAGAACAUACACGUAUUCACACAGGUGAGAGACCUUUUUCAUGUCCUGUGUGCUGCAAAACAUUUUAUUCUCAGAGUAACCUCUAUGCACAUGAAAGGUCUGUUCAUAACAGACUAACAAAUUAUGGCUCAAGAGAUGCAGAAAGUCGACAAGACGCAGCCACGAUGCGUCGUAAGAUUUCAAGUUGUUACGAAUGUCAUCUUUGCGAUUCAACAUUUCCAACACUCAAGAAACUCAAGUAUCAUUUAUUUAGAGAUCACAAAAUAGAUGAUGAUGCACAAAAGGGGGACAAUGUCGAACAGGAACGAGUGGUAGAAAUGAAUGAAGCUGGGAUGGUGCCGGUACAAAUGGAAGCAAAUACCAAAGAUCUCUUGCCUGAAGACUUUGAACCAACCGUAAAGGAAAAUGACACACUAUAUGCCAUUCCUCCAAGUGAUGAGGGAGUUGUGAGUAGGGUAACCUUACCCAUGCCAGCUUAUGUUGUACCUCCAAAUGUUAACUUUGUAGAGAUUGAUGGUGUUCAGUACCAUGUUGUAAGAAGUAAUCAGUGAAAUGUUAUAGGCACUUUUUUUACCAUUACUGUGAAUAUUGAUUUAGCUACUCUUCUUUUUAACUGAUUCAAGAAAUAUGUUUUAGAAGUAGCUAUUCUUUUUUAAAUAAUACCUGUGGCUAUACUGCAUUAUGAGAGAGACUUAAUGACAGUUUUGCCCUUUUUAAAAAGGAAAUCCACCUUCUGCUGUUGAUAUCUCAUGUAUUGUCCUUUAAGGUUCUUUUCAAUCAUCACCCAUAGUAUCAGUCUGACUAUGUAUACAGUACAGUAUUGAUUUUAUUAAUUACAGUACCUACAGUAUA
Molecule: messenger RNA, 2833 nt
Organism: Homarus americanus (American lobster)
Lineage: Eukaryota; Metazoa; Arthropoda; Malacostraca; Decapoda; Nephropidae
Product: zinc finger protein 62 homolog
Exons: 3
Coding region: 271-2532 (753 amino acids)
Biological process (GO): regulation of transcription by RNA polymerase II
Cellular component (GO): nucleus
Molecular function (GO): RNA polymerase II transcription regulatory region sequence-specific DNA binding; DNA-binding transcription factor activity, RNA polymerase II-specific
Source: RefSeq, a predicted model, not a curated record